Molecule: messenger RNA, 393 nt
Organism: Lactuca saligna
Lineage: Eukaryota; Viridiplantae; Streptophyta; Magnoliopsida; Asterales; Asteraceae
Source: the annotation of a GenBank genome assembly
AUGGAGAGUUAUUUUGGAGAAAAAGGUUCUAAAUGGAAAUGUGGUCUUCCAAAAGAAGGUGGUUCUCAAGAAAAAAUUCUGGAAAAGUUGAGAAUGAAAUAUGCAGCAGCAAUCUUAACUUAUGAGAUUAAUACAAAGAGUGAUGAUGUGUUGAAAGCUGCAUAUGAGUAUCAAAAAGUUGAUCAAAAGAUUUGUGAUAUUGUGAAGAAUGUUUGUUUUUAUGAUGAUGGAAAACAUGGUGAUGGAAAACAAAUAUGUAGUAAAGACUUGUUAGGUUCAAUGGAGAUAAUCUUUGUAAGUAAUGGUGGAAGACUUCUUGGAGUCAGCUACAAUAUGUAUGAAAAUCUAACUAGGAAUAUGAAGAACAAGAAUCUUGGAAAAUGGAGAACUUGA